CUUCUUCUUCUUCAACAACAUUUCUUUGUUGUGUAAUAAUCUUUUCUUGUGUUGAAAGAUGGAGGAGAUAUCAGAGAGAGUUAGAGCUCGGUUAGCCGUUCUCUCAGCGCAUCUGUCAUCAGCUAAUUCCUUGGAAUCAGGAUCUCCAGCCAUCGAGCGGUGGACCACGUCGGCGGAUAUCAAUCCUCCACCGCUUGGAUCCUUGAAGGGAGCCUUGACGGUCGUCGACGAGCGCACAGGGAAGAAGUAUCAGGUUCCAGUCUCAGAUGAUGGUACCGUUAAAGCCGUUGAUCUCAAGAAGAUUUCGAUGGGGAAGGAGGACAAAGGGAUUAAACUGUACGAUCCUGGUUACUUGAACACGGCUCCUGUUCGGUCCUCGAUCUCUUACAUCGACGGAGAUGAAGGGAUCCUACGUUAUCGUGGGUAUCCAAUAGAGGAAAUGGCUGAGAACAGUACUUUUCUUGAGGUUGCAUAUCUUCUGAUGUAUGGGAAUCUACCCUCUGAAAGUCAGCUAUCUGAUUGGGAGUUUGCUGUUUCUCAGCAUUCAGCUGUGCCACAAGGAGUUCUAGAUAUAAUACAGUCCAUGCCUCAUGAUGCACACCCCAUGGGAGUUCUUGUGAGUGCAAUGAGUGCUCUUUCCAUCUUCCACCCUGAUGCUAAUCCUGCUCUCAGGGGACAGGAUAUUUACGACUCAAAGCAAGUUAGAGAUAAACAAAUUAUUCGCAUUAUUGGAAAGGCACCAACUAUUGCAGCAGCUGCUUACUUGAGGAUGGCAGGGAGGCCUCCCGUUCUCCCUUCAGGAAGCCUUUCUUAUGCUGAGAACUUCCUCUAUAUGCUCGAUUCCAUGGGAAACCGAUCCUACAAACCUAACCCUCGGCUUGCUCGGGUGCUGGACAUCCUCUUCAUACUGCACGCGGAGCAUGAAAUGAACUGCUCCACCGCUGCUGCUAGGCAUCUUGCCUCUAGUGGUGUUGAUGUGUACACUGCUGUUGCUGGAGCUGUGGGUGCGCUUUACGGUCCACUUCAUGGUGGUGCAAACGAGGCUGUGCUUAAGAUGUUGUCAGAGAUUGGGAGUGUUGAUAACAUUCCAGAGUUCAUUGAGGGUGUGAAAAACAGGAAGAGGAAGAUGUCUGGUUUUGGGCACCGUGUGUACAAAAACUAUGACCCAAGAGCUAAAGUCAUCAAAAAGCUAGCGGAUGAAGUGUUCUCCAUAGUUGGAAGAGAUCCUCUAAUUGAAGUAGCCGUUGCUCUGGAGAAGGCAGCUCUUUCUGAUGAUUACUUUGUUAAGAGGAAGCUUUAUCCAAAUGUUGAUUUCUACUCUGGUUUAAUCUACAGGGCAAUGGGGUUUCCACCAGAGUUCUUCACUGUCUUGUUUGCUAUUCCUCGCAUGGCUGGAUACUUGUCUCAUUGGAAAGAGUCGUUGGAUGAUCCUGACACCAAGAUCAUGAGGCCACAACAGGUGUACACGGGAGUGUGGCUUAGGCAUUACACACCAGUUAGAGAGAGGGAUGAGCCAAAGGAGUCAGACAAGUUGAGUCAAGUCUCGACUUCUAAUGCAUCAAGAAGACGUUUGGCUGGAUCUUCAGCUUAGGUCCAUUAUCAUAUACCUUACAGUUACAGCACACUGCACCACAAAGAAUAAGAGAUUGGGUUCUCUACCCAAAUGCAAAGAAUUAAGAAUUUUCUUUUUGUGUUCCACAGAAUAAUUGUCUUUAACUGAUGGUUAAGGCAGAGCUCUUUAGAACAUUCAAUAAACAAAUAUAUCAGAUCACUGGUUGUUGGUGUUUAUGGAUAUUAUUAUCUGAAAUCA
Messenger RNA from Brassica oleracea var. oleracea, 1810 nucleotides. RefSeq names its product citrate synthase 3, peroxisomal. Bases 59 to 1591 code for a protein of 510 amino acids. The record is from RefSeq and is a predicted model, not a curated record. NCBI's taxonomy places the organism in Eukaryota, Viridiplantae, Streptophyta, Magnoliopsida, Brassicales, Brassicaceae. Gene Ontology annotation, cellular component: mitochondrial matrix. Gene Ontology annotation, biological process: tricarboxylic acid cycle; carbohydrate metabolic process. The transcript is spliced from 11 exons.